AAUUCUUUUAGUCUAGUAUUUGCCCAUUUAAAUGAUUCAUUCUUACGAUUAUUUUGCAUUUAUUUAAAUUAUAUACAGUGCAUGUGUAAUAUUGUUAAUAUGAUUUUUAUUUGUAAUUAAUAAUUUUUUAAAAAUUAUUAACAAUAGUCAAGUUCGUGUAAUUGUUAAAAAAAAUGGCACAUUUAUUUAAACAUGGAUUUAUGAGAAGUAAUGUUAACGUUAAUAUUAAUUAAUUUUAUGGUGAACUUUUUCAUUAAGUGUGAAUUUGAAAUUCGUUACCGUUACGAACCAGUGAUACAAAAAACUGCGAAGAUGGCGGUCUUUGGGCGGAUGUAUACGUUUACAUGAAAUCUUUACAUAUACUUAGGUGUCGCUCGUUAAGGGCAGCACUAGUGCACUGCGACGCGAUAGGUCUAUACUCAUGAAUAAAUGGCUUGUGUUUCCGAAACUAUGAUUGGUUGUAACUAAUUUAAGUACAAUUUGUUGAAUCUGGAUCUAAGCCAAUCUACUUGCACGUUUCAAGAUACAGUGCUUUUUUAUUGGUUGAUCGCUUAGAUACUAUUGAAUCAUUGCUGAUUAUUGGCUUAAAUAAUAGUACUAUAAAGUGUAAAGAAAAAUUAUCUUCAAAAUUCGCCUACAUCAUGUGAUGUAUUCAUCGCGUCAAUCUUGUUUGGUGCGUGCUGGUGCGUGCGUAGGGCACGGUGUGUAGGUGGAAUAUCUAAACGUUUAAAGAAUUGAUCUUAUUUAAAUAUCUUUAAACUAUAAAAAACUUCAAAAAUUACGCAAAUGUCUGAAUCAGAUUUAUUAGCUAAUGACCAUAUUGAUGGCCUUGAUGGACUUGAAAAUGGUCAAGAUGGUGAUGCUAUUAUGCAGUGUGAUGGAGUUAAACGUGAAUUGAAUGAAGCAAAUAUAGAUGAUCCAGAACUAGAAGCUAUAAAGGCGCGUGUAAGAGAGAUGGAAGAAGAAGCAGAAAAAUUAAAGCAACUACAAUCGGAGGUGGAUAAACAGAUGAACAUGGGUAGUCCACCUGGAAUCACGAGCCCAUUGAACAUGUCACUCGAAGAUAAAAUGGAAGUUGACAAUCGAUCUAUAUAUGUUGGAAAUGUAGAUUAUGGUGCCACAGCAGAAGAAUUAGAACAACAUUUCCAUGGCUGUGGUAGUGUCAACAGAGUAACAAUACUUUGUAACAAAUAUGAUGGUCAUCCCAAAGGUUUUGCUUACAUCGAAUUUGCAGAACGUGAUUCUGUACAAACUGCAAUGGCUAUGGAUGAAUCUAUGUUUAGAGGACGCCAAAUUAAAGUUAUGCCAAAAAGAACAAAUAGACCAGGGCUAUCAAUGACAAAUAGGGGGCCUAGGGGUGUACGAGGUUAUCGUGGUAUGGCUCGAGGGAUAAUUCGUGGCAGUGCAUACUUUGGAUACAGACCUACUAGGAGGCUAAGAAGUUACAGGCGAGGGUACUAUAUGCCAUAUUAAACAUUUUAAACAUAGUGCUAUGGUUCAACGACUUCAAGAAAAAAAAAACUGAUACGAUGGGAAAAAAAGAGAAAGAAAAAACCUCAUGUCAAAAGAAAAAAAAAGAUUGGACAAAGAUGGGCACAAUUAAAUCAUUUGAUUUUAGUAAAUCACGACAUAAAAUUACAACUGUAGAUCUGCGACCAUUCACAAUUGUAGUUCAAUUAGUUACUUCUACCAUUUUCGUAUUAUAUAGUAAUGGUAGAAAUAGGUAAUAGUAUCAGUCUUGAUUAUUUUUUAAAAACCAAUAUCUUAUCUCAUAAUGUUGCUAAUAAAAUUUGAAGUCAAAAGGUACAUAUUGAAAACAAAAAAGAAAAAAAAAA
This is a messenger RNA of Vespa mandarinia (Asian giant hornet), 1835 nucleotides long. RefSeq names its product poly(A) binding protein nuclear 1 (gene Pabp2). NCBI's taxonomy places the organism in Eukaryota, Metazoa, Arthropoda, Insecta, Hymenoptera, Vespidae. Gene Ontology annotation, molecular function: poly(A) binding. Gene Ontology annotation, cellular component: nucleus. The record is from RefSeq and is a predicted model, not a curated record.